This is a messenger RNA of Salmo salar (Atlantic salmon), 2084 nucleotides long. The record is from RefSeq and is a predicted model, not a curated record. Lineage: Eukaryota; Metazoa; Chordata; Actinopteri; Salmoniformes; Salmonidae.
CCUUUGUAGUGUGUGUGUUAGUGUGUGAGGGGUACUUUAACUAAGGAACAUAAGCGAGGACAUACUGUAUAAACCUACAGUAUGAGCAGAACCACCUUCUUUGAGCGGAACAUCAGAAGAACUCGGAACUUCGGAAGAAUCACUGUGGAGGUUCUGGAUGGCAGGACCAGGCAACAGCUGUGUCUUCUAGAUAAGGUGGAGCCCCACGUUACAAUAGGAGAAAUCAAGAGACUUUUUCACAAGUCAUAUCAACAGUUGUAUCCAGCCAGACAGGACCUCAAGCUCGACCCCAAAGGAAAAUCACUUAAGGAUGACGAUGUAUUACAAAACCUACCCGUUGGGACCACAGCAACCAUGUAUUUUAGGGACCUGGGUCCACAGAUCGGGUGGACAAUGGUGUUUUUAGCGGAGUACAUUGGCCCCCUGUUUAUUUACCUCCUGUUCUAUUUCCGAGUUCCCCAUAUCUACUCACAGCAGGAUGCCUUCACCUCCAGCUCCAACUCAGUGGUCACACUAGCCUGUGCCUGCCACACCUGCCACUACAUCAAGAGAUUGAUUGAGACCAUCUUUGUGCACCGGUUCUCCCAUGGCACCAUGCCUCUCAGGACUAUAAUCAGGAACUGUGUGUAUUAUUGGACCUUCUCUGCAUGGUUGGCCUUCUACAUCAACCAUCCGCUGUACACGCCUCCGUGUAAGUCCUCUAUCAUUCAGACCGACCACUCAGUGCCUCAACAAGACUUACAGUCCCUCCUCAACUCUUUAUACGCAGCGUAUGGGGACAUGCAGGUGAACUACGCACUGGCUAUAUUUGUGCUCUGUGAGGCUGGUAAUUUCUCCAUUCACGUGACCCUCAACAACCUCAAGGCAGAAGGUGGGCCCAAGUGCAGAAAGUUCCCUCGCCCGACGAAGAACCCAUUCACAUGGCUCUUCUUCCUCGUGUCUUGCCCCAAUUAUACCUACGAGGUAGGAGCUUGGGCAAGUUUCUCUGUCAUGACCCAGUGUCUUCCAGUGGCCUUGUUCACCUUCUUUGGUUUGAUCCAGAUGACCAUCUGGGCCAAUGGGAAGCAUAAAGCCUACACCAGGGAGUUCAAGGACUACCCACACCUACGCAUGCCAAUUAUCCCACUCCUCCUCUGACCACACGAGAAAACGUUUACCAUUCUGACUGAGGAGUAUUAGAGGCAUCAACCUGCCUGAAACGCUGUUGGAGAUUGAUGGGUUACUGUAUUUCUCACAAAGCACCAAGACCCCAUUGGCUGUUCCUUCAUCUAGCGUCAUGGCAUCUGGUCUGUUAUCUUUUCAACAACUAUCAAGGACAGAAUUCACAGAAAGGAUUGUGUAUUGAUUAUGUUUAAUUCAAUCUUUGAGACGCAGCUAUAACGAUAAGUUAUUUAUAUGAUUUAUUUAACCGAUCAGGAUGAUUGAUUGACUGUUACGAUGCAGCUACUGAAGAAAUCAGAUGCUGUUGGCAUUCUUCUUCUUCAGAAGGUGGAAAUCAUCCGAAAUUAUGAAUUUAGAAAUAUAUACGAUUGGUGUUAGAGUGUAUAUAAUCUACCAUAUUAUUUUGUAAUAAGUUAUUGUGCAUUUCCUAGAAGAAACUUGUUUGUAACUUGUUACGAUAUACCUGUUUAGGAAGUCCUCUUGGAACAACAUUUGUUACGGCUGAAGUGUAACAGCGUUAUUUUCAGUUUACAGAGUAAGUAGAGAAGGGGAAAUGGAAUGUGUUGACUAAGAAGUGAUCUAGAAGCAGAGAAACGGAACUUUAGCAGAUGUUCUAAGUUCUCAAAUUGAUUAUUUUUCACCUCUACAAUGAAGCCGCAUAUGUUUGAAAGUAACAAAAACGACCUGAUGAUUUUAACUUUGGGAGAAAGUUGAGGCUAAUUUAGUUAUGCAUUACUUAUCUAUCGUUCAAACUAACUACAAUCUGUCAAAUUCUCAGGUGUUACUAGAUGUAAGCGGUACUGUUGCAUCCUGUACAAAUUCUAGACAAACUCAUUUUUAGACAAACUUGUUUUGUAUACAAAGUGUACAUAUGAAAUAAAUAAUUGUGAUCAUUUAAAAGACACUUAGUCUUAUCUAAAAGA